Symbiodinium sp. CCMP2456 is the source of this 788-nucleotide messenger RNA. NCBI's taxonomy places the organism in Eukaryota, Dinophyceae, Suessiales, Symbiodiniaceae. The record is from the annotation of a GenBank genome assembly.
AUGCUAACUCUUUUCGGGUUUGAAUUUGCCGCAGACAAACUCCUUCCUUUUGAACAGACGUGUGAGGUCUUGGGAGUGAAGCUUGACUUGUCUCUUGCGCAUGAAGGCGAAAUCCGUAUCACCAACAAGCCAUCCCGUAUCGAGGAAGUACGGGGCUUGCUUGAGUCAGCGGUGGCAUUAAAGGCUCUGGUUCCUGCGAAGGUGCCUAGGUUCAUUGGCAAGCUACAGUACGCCGACUCACAGGUGUGGGGGCGAGCGGGGCGAAUUGCCCUUGGGGAUCUUCGGUCACUUGGAGGCUCAGGCAGACACGCUGUCAACUUGGUGUUGAAGGCACGCUUUGAGCUCGGCCGCCCUCUGUCAAUCAAGGCAUCGGUCCCGGUGCCUCCAGCGGUGAUCUUCACUGACGGCGCCCUCGAAGAGGGUAAGGCUACCAUAGGAGGGGUGCUCUACCCAUCUUGUAGGCAGAUGCCGGCCGAGGUGUUCGGGGCUACUCUGCCUUGCAACGUGCUUGAAUUGCUCAAGGGUGAUAAGGAGCAUGUCAUCGGGGCUGUCGAGUUGUUUGCUGUAGCCGUAGCCAUAAAACUUUGGAUGCCCCGUCUAACCGGCCAAAGGGUUCUUGUCUUCGUUGACAAUUGGCCUGCCUUGGACACUCUGGUCCGAGGCACUGCUGGUGUCCAAGAGUGGCGACAAGUUCUGCUUUCCAUAGAGGGCGCUGAGGGCGGACAGCCCCCUCUGUAUUGGUUCGCACGCGUCCCCUCGGGGUCAAACGUGGCUGACGAUCCCAGUAA